Messenger RNA from Acaulospora colombiana, 1000 nucleotides. The record is from the annotation of a GenBank genome assembly. NCBI's taxonomy places the organism in Eukaryota, Fungi, Glomeromycota, Glomeromycetes, Diversisporales, Acaulosporaceae.
AUGUCGUUGAGCUUGUUACUCCCUGUAUCGACUGAUAAGGCCCUCACCGUCCCUUUGAUAGAGAGCUAUAUCGACUAUAAAAGGACCGCAUCUUCUCUUUCCUCCUCUCCUCGAGCUCCCUCCUCUGCUGCUGUUUCAGUACUGCUGCUAGAAGCUAGCUGCCAGUGUCAGAAAAAUCCAUCGAGCAUCGCCAAGAUGGUGCAUUGGGCAGAGAAUAUCAACAAGAAGGUCGCCGAGUCGGUCGUCGGUCGCCAUUUCCAUCUCGAGGGUUCAGGCGUCAAGAGUGAACGAAAAGGUUCCAAGUUCCUCACCGAGAUUCGUGCAGGCAUCACGACCUUCUCCGCCAUGGUCUACAUUAUCAGUGUAAACGCCAUUAUCAUCUCUCAAACUGGUGGAGACUGCGUCUGCGCGAGCACCCCAGACGAUCCUAUCUGCCUCAAUAAUACGGAAUAUCUUCUCUGCAAGGAUGAGGUUAGGCGUGAUCUGAUUACCGCUACCGCGGGAAUAGCCGCCCUCGCAUCCUUCUUGAUGGGUUUGUUCGCCAACUUGCCCGUGGCCCUUGCGCCGGGUAUGGGUCUCAAUGCCUACUUUGCUUUUUCGGUCGUCGGAUUCCAUGGUACUGGAACGAUCCCUUUCCGCAAAGCUUUGGCUGCAGUCUUUUUGGAAGGAUGGAUUUUCAUGAUCCUCUCCAUCCUCGGAAUCCGACAAUGGCUCGCUAGGACUAUCCCUCGCUCCCUCACCCUUGCCACUGGUGCGGGUAUCGGUUUGUUCAUUGCCUUUAUCGGUCUCCAACCUGCUGGUGGUAUUGGUGUUAUUGGUGGAGACUACUCCAAUUUGGUCGGCUUGGGAGGUUGCAAGGAUGAAUACACUGAUCCCGAUCAUCCUUACUACUGCUUAUCUCACGUCCUCCAACGUCCCACAAUUUGGGUCGGCAUUUUCCUGGGUGGAUUCGUGACCGUGUUGAUGAUGAUGUACCGCAUCCGUGGUGCGAUCCUCUUUG